UACAUUUUGAUUCGAUUCAAUUUUGUGUCCAACAAUGGCUUUAUUAGAGACUGAUGACCAACUUACAAUAGUUAACCGAUCAUUGGAAUAUCGAAUUAACAAAAAACUAAUUCGUAAAGUGCCUUAUUUUGAAAAGAUGCUGAACCUUGGUUUAAAGGAAUCAAAGGAAAACAAAGUCGAAUUGGAUUUCGAUGAAAAGGCUUUUAAGAGGUUUCUCAAUUGGAUUCAAAUCGGAUGCAUCUUCAUCGAGAUGGAUUUUGUAGUAAAUUUGUGUAACAUGGCUGAUUAUUUCGGUUUAAGUGAUUGUUUGAUAGACGAUUGCUUCACAUAUUUGCAUCAUAAUUUUUCAAUUAAACAUCUUCCAGUUAUUAUACCUCAAGUGACUUCAACAUCUAAGUUGAUCAAUUCUGGUACUCUUAAUGCUUUCAUUUGCCGUUAUUUCACAAAAAUUGUGAACACACCUGUUUGGUUAAAUUAUCCUGUUGAAACAAUUAAAUAUAUUUGUGCUUUGGAUUUGAUGAUUCACUCAGAAUAUCAAGUUUUCGACGUGAUCAUGAGAUGGGCGACUUUCAAGGCUGAUUCUAGAAAGAGUUAUCUUAAGGAACUGUUAAAGUUGGUUCGUUACUGCCAUUUGGAAGAGAAGGAUUUAUCGAAAAUACAAGAAAAUGAAUUUUUCAGAUCUUCCUGUCUUGAACCAGAAUUAUGCUCUCGUAAAAAAGCUAAUUGUAAUUGUAAUAUCGACAGAACUAAGCAAGGUUGUUUUGUCGUUAUUGAAGAAUUGAGUGACAAAAAUUUGCGAUUGAAAGUAUUUGACAGUGACUUCAGCUCAUUGGUUAAUCAAGUAAUGCAACCAGAUGAAUCUAUGCCUUUGUUUAUUCUUCAUAAUGAACAUAUUUCAGAUAUUUCAUUUGAUUCUGGAAGGAAAAUGAUACGAAUUGAUUGGAAGCAGAAUACAUAUCGUUUGUUUGAUUUUUCAGCUUAUAAAUCGUAUCAUCGCAUAAUUCAUCGAUGCAUUCAUGAUGCGCAGCAAGCAAGUGGGGAAUGUCAUGUGCGGAUUGAUAAAUGUGAAAUGUCAGAAUAUGAAUAUUCAUUUCUGGAAGUCAACGAGAAGUUCAUUCUUGUUGGUAACGAGUCGGCAUAUUUCAACUGUUGGAAGAAUCCAUCUACUGGCGAUAUUAAUAAAUUAUCUGAUGAUAAUAGACAUACUUACCUGACAACUAUUUUGGAUAACAGGAUUUAUAUGCUGACACACAAUUUUGAAUUUUUCCAGUUCAAUAUUGAUAGUGAUCUCGAGUUUAAAAAGAUUAAACUUGAAAGCUUUAAAGAAAAUUUGCAAUUUGAUAAUUUACUUUUAACAUCCAAGCAAGUUAAUGAUGAUAGAGUUCUUUUGAUUGAUAAGACCACAAAAGAUGUUCUCUGUUUCAAUGUAAACACUCAAGAAUGGAGUUCAAUCGGGCGAAUUAUUGAUUGUAAAGGUAAACCGACGGAUGGUCAAAAGGAAUCUAAUGUUCUUAAAACUUUUACUUUUGGGUUUGUAUCAACGGAUUCGAUCAACCUUUGCUUGGAACGUAAUCUCAACGCUGUAAAAUGACGUUAAUUUGACAUAAACGAGUACACUGUAUUGAUAUUCUUGUUUGAUUCUUAGCUUCAUGUAAUCUGAUUCAAACGUUUCUAACGUUAUAUCUCUUCUCGUUAUUAUUCAUUCGAUAUAUUCGAAUUGAAUUGACCAUGAAUA
Molecule: messenger RNA, 1735 nt
Organism: Tetranychus urticae (two-spotted spider mite)
Lineage: Eukaryota; Metazoa; Arthropoda; Arachnida; Trombidiformes; Tetranychidae
Source: RefSeq, a predicted model, not a curated record